ACUAGCGCAUGGUCUGUUCCGCCCUUUAGAACGGCCAAGAUGCGAUCCAUUUUAUUUUUCUCAGCGGUGCACAGACUGAACAUUUCUUAGACAAAUAAAAACAAAAAUAAAAAAGGAUUUUUGAAGCGCGAAUUUCUAAGGACAGACAGCAAGACCACAGAUUCUGAUGUUUUUGGGGGUUUUUUAAACCGAAGAAGAGAAAGUGAAACAAAGAUCAAGAUCAUUGGUUUUAUUCAAAAGCUGAGAAUGGCUUCUGUGAAAAUAGUAUCUGUAGAAGAUCUUAAUUGUCCAGUGUGCUUUGACAUCUUUAAGACUCCUGUUCUUCUGUCAUGUAGUCACAGUAUCUGUAAAGAGUGUCUUCAAAAGUUCUGGAGAGACAGGGAUAUUCAGGACUGUCCCAUCUGCAGGAGAAGAUCCUCAAGAGACGAGCCUCCAUGUAAUCUGGUGUUAAAGAACUUAUGCGAGUCAUUCACAGCAGAAAGUGCUUCAGGGUCUGAGGAGGUCUGUAGUGUCCACAAUGAGAAAUUCAAACUCUUCUGCUUGGAUCAUAAACAGCUUGUGUGUAUUGUGUGCAGAGACUCAGAAAAACACUCUAAUCACAAAUUCAGCCCAGUCAAUGAGGCUGUUCCAGCUUACAAAGAGCAGCUUAAUACAGCGCUGAAGUCCUUACAAGAGAAGCUUGAACAUGCAGAGAAAAAUAAAGGCGAGUGUGAUACAACAGUCCGGCACAUCAAGACUCAAGCUGAGCUCACAGAACAGCAGAUUAGAGAAGAGUUUAUGAAGCUUCAUCAGUUUCUGCAAGAUGAAGAAGCAGCUUCAAUCACUGCACUGAGGAAGGAGGAAGAGCAGAAGAGUCAGACGAUGAAGGAGAAGCUUGAGAAGAUGAACAGACAGAUCUCAGCUCUAUCAGACACAAUAAAAGACAUAGAGGAGAAGAUGAAUCGAAGUGACGUCUCAUUUCUACACAGCUUUAAUGCCACAAUGGAAAGAGCCCAAAGUUCACAGCAAGAUCCACAGAUGCUUUCUGGAGCUUUGAUUAAUGUGGCAGAUCAUCUGAGAAACCUGACCUUCAGAGUCUGGAAGAAGAUGCAGCAACUUGUUCAAAACUCUCCUGUGACUCUGGACCCAAACACUGCUAAUACUUAUCUGAUCCUCUCUGAUGAUCUGACCAGUCUGACAAGCAGUGAAAAGUGGCAACAAGUUCCGGAUAAUCCAGAGAGAUUCGAUGAAUAUUCCUGUGUUCUGGGUUCAGAGGGCUUUGACUCAGGAACACACUUCUGGGAUGUGGAGGUUGGAGACAAUUCAGAGUGGGUUAUUGGAGUAACCACAGAAUCGAACCAAAGGAAAGGAGACGUUUUCUUCAAAACCAAUGUCUGGUGCAUGUGGUAUGAAGAUGGUAAAUAUUUCUCACAAUCCCCACAGAAACCAAACAGACCAGUUCCAGUUAAAGAAAAGCUUCAGAGGGUGAGAGUGGAGCUGGACUGGGACAGAGGAAAACUCUCAUUCUGUGAUCUUGUAAAUAAUACACUUCUACGCACAAUAACAACCUCCUUCAAAGAGAGAGUCUUUCCAUUGUUUUAUUCUUUUGAUGGAUCUGUCCCUCUGAAGAUAUUACCAGCUACAGUAGUUGUAACAACAGAAAAACAGUUUUGUAUGACGCGCUAGUAACAUUACAUCUGCCUUAAUAUUAAAGAUCAAUAUAAUCGUUUUUGAGCCCAAUAUCAUUCGGCCUUUAACUGAAUUAGCUCAAAGUACUCAUACUCAAAGGAAUCUAAUUCUUUAGCUAUAUGUAAUCUUUCACUCAGUUAUAAUACUGAUUAUUGUAUGUUAAUAGCAUCUCCAGAGCCUUCCUUUUAACAAGUCUGUCUUCAGCUCUGUCCUCAUCUUCAGGACACUAAUGCAAGCAAGUGUCAUUUGGUCAGUACUUGUCUUUUGAAUAUCUAGGGAUUGUGCUGAAAGGUGCUCCAAGCAUUCUGUUUAUCAUUAUUUACAGGCCUCCAAAAUA
Molecule: messenger RNA, 2005 nt
Organism: Carassius auratus (goldfish)
Lineage: Eukaryota; Metazoa; Chordata; Actinopteri; Cypriniformes; Cyprinidae
Product: zinc-binding protein A33-like
Exons: 6
Coding region: 247-1665 (472 amino acids)
Molecular function (GO): protein binding; zinc ion binding
Source: RefSeq, a predicted model, not a curated record